Molecule: messenger RNA, 4309 nt
Organism: Clarias gariepinus (North African catfish)
Lineage: Eukaryota; Metazoa; Chordata; Actinopteri; Siluriformes; Clariidae
Gene: kif4
Product: kinesin family member 4
Exons: 31
Coding region: 253-3996 (1247 amino acids)
Biological process (GO): mitotic spindle organization; microtubule-based movement
Molecular function (GO): microtubule binding; ATP binding; microtubule motor activity
Source: RefSeq, a predicted model, not a curated record
CGAGCCGCUCGUACAGAAGCAAGAUGGCGGCGCGUGUUGUUUAGCGGCUGCGUUUAUUUUUACUGACAGCAACUGAGAGAAGAUUAUUGUACUAUUAUCUUUAUUUUAACUAAACUGUGUGGAGUUUUGUUUCAUGCACUAGCGACGCGAAGGAGAUCCUGAGGCGGAUUUGGAGAGUUUGUGCGUCUUUAAUUCAUCCUCAGCUCGGAGAUUUAACAGCAGGAGGAAGUCCGUUAGCUUCACACUCUGAGCAUGACGAAGGAGGAGGAUAAAGUGAUCCCUGUGCGAGUGGCUCUCCGCUGCCGCCCUCUAGUGGCCAAAGAGCUGAAUGAAGGAUGUCAGACCUGCCUGACCUUCAUACCUGGAGAACCACAGGUGGUGGUGGGAAACGAUAAAGCGUUCACAUACGACUAUGUGUUCGAUCCCAACACCGAGCAGGAGGAGGUGUUUAACGCGGCCGUGUCUCCGUUACUCUCAGGGCUCUUCAAAGGUUAUAACGCCACAGUGCUCGCGUACGGACAGACAGGUUCAGGAAAGACGUUUUCCAUGGGAGGCACUUACACGUCGGCGCAGGAGAACGAGCCCACCGUCGGCGUUAUUCCCAGAGUGGUCCGGAAAAUCUUUCAGGAAAAAGUCAAGAGCUCUGACCGCGAGUUCCUCCUCACUGUUUCCUAUCUCGAGAUUUACAAUGAAGAGAUUUUGGAUCUUCUUUGCACGUCAAAGGACAAACCGGUUAUCAGCAUCAGAGAAGAUCCGAAGGAAGGCAUCAAAAUUGUAGGUCUGACGGAGAGGGAGGUGUUUAACGCCCAGGAGAUGGUGGGCUGUUUGGAGAUGGGGAACUCGGCGCGUACCGUGGGCUCCACAGCCAUGAACGCGGCCUCGUCCCGCUCCCAUGCCAUCUUCACCAUCAGCCUGGAGCAGCGCCGCGGCGGCGACAAAAACGAUGCCAUGGUCUCCAAACUGCACUUGGUGGAUCUUGCUGGAUCCGAGAGGCAGAAGAAAACUAAAGCUGAAGGAGAUCGUCUCAAAGAGGGAAUCAGCAUUAACAGAGGCCUGCUGUCGCUGGGGAACGUCAUCAGUGCGCUCGGAGACGAGAGCAAAAAGGGCACGUUUGUACCUUACAGAGACUCCAAGCUGACUCGUUUGCUGCAGGACUCCUUGGGAGGGAACAGUCACACCUUAAUGAUCGCCUGCGUCAGUCCCGCCGACUCCAACAUCGAAGAGACCAUCAACACGCUGCGUUACGCAGACCGUGCACGUAAAAUCAAGAACAAGCCGGUUCUCAACGUGGAUCCUCGAGCCGCUGAAAUGAAAAGGCUUAAGCAGCAGGUGCAAGAGCUUCAGGUGAUGUUGCUGCACGCCCGAGGAGGCGUGGCUCCUGUCCUUUCAGGGUCAGAGGAAGCGGAGAACGUCUCAAAGAUCCUGGAGCGUAACCGCAGUCUACAAGAGGAGAACAACAAGCUGAGUCGAGAGCUGAGCGAGGCAGUAGGACAGACGGCCCUCAUGUGUGAGAGGAUCAUCGUGACGGAGCAAGUGAACGAGAAACUCCAGAGCAAGCUUGAGGAACUAAAAGAGCAUGCUGCGUGCAAAGUGGAUCUUCAGAAGAUGGUGGAGACCCUGGAGGAUCAGGAGCUAAAAGAGAACGUGGAGGUCAUCCGAAACCUUCAGCAUCUCAUUCUGGAGCUUCAAAAUGAGAGCGCAGGGAUCGCAGCCACCAUCGACGCCAUGACCUCGGGCAAUUCCACGUCCCUAGAGGUGGAGGCAGAGGGCAGCGCCGCAGACACGAGUCGCAGUCCUGCCACGGGAUCGCCUCUGGCCGGUAAUGCUGAACCUCAGGCUAAGGACUCUUCAGAGACCUUCACAACCCAGCAUGCUCUGAGACAAGCUCAGAUGUCCAAGGAGCUCAUUGAGCUCAAUAAGGUUCUUGCACUUAAAGAGGCGUACGUCAAGAAAAUGUGUCAGAAUGACAGUCACUUGGAGCCUAUACAAACACAAUAUCAGGAGAACAUCAAAAACCUCCAGGCUGAGGUUGGAGCUCUUCAGAAAGAGAAGGAAGAUCUGAUCCUCGCUCUGCACUCUGCCAAGAAAGACACCAAUCAAGCAAAGUUGAGUGAGCAGCGCAGGAAGAGGUUACAGGAGUUAGAGGGACAGAUGACCGACUUGAAGAAGAAACUCCAGGACCAGUCCAAGCUGCUGAAGCUUAAAGAGUCUUCGGUGCGCAGCGUCGCUAAGCUCAAUCAAGAGAUUCAGGCCAUGAAGGCCCAGAGAGUACAGCUGAUGAGGCAGAUGAAGGAGGACUCUGAGAAGUUCCGUGUCUGGAAGCAGAAGAAAGAUAAAGAAGUUUUGCAGCUGAAAGAAAAAGAUCGUAAGCGUCAGUACGAGAUGCUGAAGCUGGAGAGGGAUUUCCAGAAACAGGCGAACGUCCUGCGACGCAAAACCGAAGAGGCUGCUGCAGCCAACAAACGGCUGAAGGACGCUCUUCAGAAACGGAGCGAAGUGGCUGAGAAACGCAAAGACACGCAGAACCGCGGGAUGGAGGGCGUCGCCAGCCGAGUCAAGACCUGGCUGCUGAACGAGGUGGAGGUGCUGGUGAGCACGGAGGAGGCACGACGCCACCUAAAGGACCUACUUGAGGACAGAAAGAUGUUGGCGGAGGAAAUCUCGCAACUUCGGCAGCAGAUGGAAUCUGGAGAGAAACCUGUAGCUAAAGUCCGCCGCCGCACGCUGACCAUCUCCGAGCUGGAGGGUAAAGGAGAGCUGGAGGCUUCCAUCAGUAAACAAGUGGACAACCUGGAGACUGAGAUGGACCUCAGGAGCGCUCAGAUUGCCGACCUACAGCAGAAGGUUCUGGAUGCUGAUAACGAAGGCCGGAUGAAGCAGCGCUGGGACUCGAUCACCACCAUAGUGGAGGCCAAGAGCGCCUUAAAGAUUCUCAUGUCUGAGGUCGUGUCCUCAAAGACGUCAAACGCGAAGCUGGAGAGUGAGCUGAAGCAGGAGCGAGCGAACCACACGGACCUACAGAAGGUGCUGUGUGACGAGAGGAAGCUGAUGUCCACUAUGGACAUGGAGCACCAGAGCCGCCUCGUGGAGCUCGAGCAGAGACACCAGGAGAAGGUUCUUUACCUCCUCGGUCAGCUGCAGAACAAACCUGUGGAGGAGGAAGAGGAGGAGAAACAGGAGACAUCUAAGAGGGAGAGAGAGCUGCUACAGCGUAUAAAGUUUCAGGACGAGGAGCUUGGAAAGAUGCGAGAGCUCACUGAGCAAAACCAGAAACUCCUGGAAGAACUUGAACAAUACAAACAGAAAUUACUUCUGGCUCAGCUGACCAGCGCAAAGAAAGUGGCUGCGGCGGCGACAGUGAACGAGUCACCGGACACAUCGUUCGAGUACAUCCCUCCUAAGCCUAAACCCAAAUCGUUGACCGCACGAGUGCCGCUGCAGGAGCCCGUCAUCGACCUGGAUGAGCUGGUGUCUCCAUCGGAGUCUGAGAAGGAGGAGGACGAGUGGCGUCCGGAGAAGAAGGAGAGAAGCAGAAGAGGAUCUAAGAAGUCCAAGAUGACCGGGUGCGCAUGUAAGGGCCGGUGUGUAAAUAAACUGUGCCGCUGCCGUAAAGGACGGAUGACGUGUGGUGAGAACUGUCUCUGCGAUCACGAGAAGUGCCGUAACAUGGACAACCAGGCCAGCAUGGAAGUUGCUGAGAUAAACGACGCAUCCAGAGAGACCGUUCCUGAAGACCCCACGGCUGUAAGCCCGAGAGAUGCCACCUUCUUCAGACCUCCUUGUGUUCCACCAACUAAAAAAGAGAUGGGUGACAUGAGCAGCCUGGCGUCGGUGCUGAAGCUGGAGAAGAAGCCGCUUCCCGCCGAUGUGGAGAGCGACGGCGAGGAGUCUGAGGAGUCCAUCAUGCCCAGCUUCCUGCGCAAGAACAAGAGAGGACUGAGCAACUUCAAGAACAGCUUCUUCUCCGGCUGCACGCCUGUUCGAGAGGAAUCCUGAAGACUUUCUCCCCUCACUUCCCCUCACUCUUCUUCUCUUUUCUUACCUUCCGUCCGUUUUGUCUUUUACAUGUGCUGAUCUUUCUCCUCUUUAAUCCGCGUCUCAGAGCGUCUUCUGUCUUUUAACCCGAGUUCCGGAAGGAAACACUAUAGUUUUGGUCAUGUGACUCUUUUAAACGGAUCUUUACUGUAGUAAAAUAAUUUUAAAAUCAAUAAAUAAGAAAUGUACUGGAGCAGUCGUAGGAGUUCUUUAACACUUAGAUACGUUUAUUACUUGUAAAGAAUAAAGGUUUCAAUAAAAAGGUUGAAAUUUU